GUGUAGGGACUCUGUGUGCAUGUAGGGGCACGGCAGGGGUGAGGGUGUCUGGGAGUCCCCACUCCGGGCCCCGUGCGGGUGUCCGGGGGACCCUGUUGUGGGCCCGUCUUCUGUGCUUUCCGCCCACAGCAGAACCUCACUCUCAGUUGCAUCCGGCUCAGGUCACGAUCUCUCGGUUCAUGAGUUCGAGCCCCGCGUGGGGCUCUGGUUGACAGCUCAGAAUCUGGAUCCUGCUUCGGAUUGUGUGUCUCCUCUCUGUCUGCCCCUCCCCUGCUCUUAAGCUUGCUGGCCCUCCCCCCUCUCCACAUCUGUGUGUGUGUGUCUCCCUCUCUCUCUCUCAAAAAUAAGUAAACUGCGAAAAAUUCUGAAAAAGAAGUUACACUGUGUGUUCUACGUAACCUACAUCAUAUUCUACGUGAUUUUCCUCGUGGAGGGUGGCAGGAAACCUAUAAAAUCCUGCCUCUUUCCCGCGCCCCGUUGGUGAACGGGCAGAGUCACAGGACCCUCUCCCCUUUGUCUUCUGGGCUCUUAAGGGCAGAGUCGAGCUGUGGCAGGGCCGACCCGUGUUUUCGGCUGGAUUUCAGGGAGGGCGCAGCCGCUCUGGGCUCCCGGGCACCAGGCAGGGCCGCGGAGCGAGCUUGGAACAGGCUGUCUGGUGUCGGGGACAGGGAGCUCCCGUGCGAGCCCUCCCCGCCUGUGCUCAGGGGCUGGUGGCUCCCCAGGUCACUUCACGUGUCUGCCCGGAGGCUCUGUGCACCCCCACUCCCGGAACCAGCAGGGCUGUCCCCCAGAUCUCGCCUUCCCGACCUGUUUGCUCGCCACGGGACGGGGCCGCGCGGGGAGCUGGCUCCCGCCAGGCGCUCCCUGCCGUGCGGCCGGCCACCAGCCACCAGCCACCGGCCCGCGGGGAGGAGCAGCAGGGCGCCCCCUCCCCCUCCCGCGGCCAUGUGCCCUCCUCAGCCUGUGGAAUGCGGGCGGCCCCGGGCCGGCCCCCAGAGCGCCUGGCCGGCCACGCAUGGAGCGCCCUGAGCCCGGCCGCCCAGACCGUCCCGCCGGGCGCAGCCGCUACCCUGAGCCCGCCGGCCCCGGCCCGGCCCAGCCCCGAGAGCGAGAGCGAGAGCGCAGCGUGUGGCCCGGCCCCCGGCGGCCCGUGCGAGCCGACAUGCGGCUCAGGGAGCUGUCCCUGCGCCAGGACCCCGACCUGAGGCAGGAGCUGGCCUCGCUGGCCCGCGGCUGUGACUUCGUGCUGCCCUCCCGCUUCAAGAAGAGGCUGAAGGCCUUCCGGCAGGUGCAGGUUCAGACGAAGAAGGAGGAGCCCCUGCCGCCCGCCAGCAGUGAAAGCAUCCCCGCAUUCUACUUCCCUCGCGGCCGUCCCCAGGACACUGUGAACGUAGACGCGGUCAUCGCCAAGAUCGAGCGGACUUUCGCCCAGUUCCCGCACGAGAGGGCCACCGUGGAGGACAUGGGCCGCGUGGCCAAGGCCUGUGGCUGCCCACUGUACUGGAAGGGACCGCUCUUCUGCAGUGCCGGGGGAGAGCGCACGGGCUCCGUGUCCGUGCACAAGUUCGUCGCCAUGUGGAGAAAGAUCCUCCAGAACUGUCACGACGACGCGGCCAAGUUCGUCCACCUGCUCAUGAAUCCCGGAUGUAACUACCUGGUGCAGGAGGACUUCGUCCCCUUCCUACAGGACGUGGUGAACACGCACCCGGGCUUGGCCUUCCUGAAGGAGGCGUCUGAGUUCCACUCCCGCUACAUCACCACCGUCAUACAGAGGAUCUUCUACACCGUCAACAGGUCCUGGUCGGGGAGGAUCACGUGUGCGGAGCUCCGGAGAAGCACGUUCCUGCAGAACGUGGCGCUCUUGGAGGAGGAAGCAGACAUCAACCAGCUGACAGAGUAUUUCUCGUACGAGCACUUCUAUGUGAUUUACUGCAAGUUCUGGGAGCUGGACACAGACCACGACCUUCUCAUCGAUUCCCAGGACCUGGCCCGGCACAAUGACCACGCUCUGUCCACCAAGAUGAUCGAGAGGAUAUUCUCAGGGGCGGUGACCAGGGGCAGAAAAGUACAGAAGGAAGGAAAGCUCAGCUACGCCGACUUUGUCUGGUUUCUGAUCUCUGAGGAAGACAAAAAGACUCCAACCAGCAUCGAGUACUGGUUCCGCUGCAUGGACCUGGACGGGGACGGGGCCCUGUCCAUGUUCGAACUGGAGUACUUCUACGAGGAGCAGUGCCGCAGGCUGGACAGCAUGGCCAUCGAGGCCCUGCCCUUCGAGGACUGCCUGUGCCAGAUGCUGGACCUGGUGAAGCCCCAGAGCGAAGGGAAGAUCACACUCCACGACCUGAAAAACUGCAAACUGGCCCACGUGUUCUUUGACACCUUCUUCAACAUCGAGAAAUACCUGGACCACGAGCAGAAGGAACAGGUGUCGCUGCUCAGGGAGAGCGAGAGCGAGGGCGCCGAGCUCUCCGACUGGGAGAAGUACGCGGCUGAGGAGUACGACAUCCUGGUGGCCGAGGAGGCUGCGGCAGAGCCGUGGGAGGACGGGUACGAAGCCGAGCUCAGCCCCGUGGACCAGAAGCUGAGCGUCCUGAGGUCUCCGCUGGCCCAGAGGCCCUUCUUCGAGGCGCCCUCGGCCCUGGGCACCGUCGACCUGUACGAGUACGCGUGCGACGACGCUGACCUACAGCCCUCGUGACGUGCGCCCGCGGCCGGGGGUCCGGGCCAGCCGGCUGGACGCGAGGCAGCUUGUGUGUAAAAGCCAAAGCUGUUUGAUUGUUGAGCUGUCUUUUAUAGAAAAUGAAGUGAUUUGUAGGAGAUGACGAAUUUUUAUUCGACACGAAGCGGGUCACGUGGUCAUGGAGCUCCUGUCCCCGCCUGGCCAGGAGGGGCCGACCCCCGUGCAAGAACCCCUGGCUGGCGGGUCCCGCUAGCCGUCGAGUUCAGGCGUGUGGACACUUACCCGGCCUGGCCGACGGCUCCCCUCCAAAGGAGCUGCCUCGGGGUCGCGGCCGUGCGCGGACUUCUGGGUGCUGGGUGGGCCCGUGUUGUUCUCACGGAGUCGGUCGGGAACAUUCCAGAAGCCCCGGGACCUUCCGUCUCGUCUGCACGAGCAUCUCCGGGCGCGGCCCAGGCCACGACCCUCCGUGCAGGGUGUGGGAGGGUGCGCCCCCUCGAGCGUACUUACGUUUUCAUGUACGUGUACAAAACGUGUAAAGUUAACUUUUAUUUGGUGUGUAUAGCGAUUUAAAAACGUUUUACGAGAUCACGUUUGUAUUUUCAAAUAAAGAAGUUAAAGACUCUC
Neofelis nebulosa (Clouded leopard) is the source of this 3304-nucleotide messenger RNA. It is a transcript of the gene PPP2R3B, whose product is annotated as protein phosphatase 2 regulatory subunit B''beta. The record is from RefSeq and is a predicted model, not a curated record. Gene Ontology annotation, cellular component: protein phosphatase type 2A complex. Gene Ontology annotation, molecular function: calcium ion binding; protein phosphatase regulator activity. Gene Ontology annotation, biological process: protein dephosphorylation. The coding region runs from base 1016 to 2698 and encodes 560 amino acids. The transcript is spliced from 13 exons. NCBI's taxonomy places the organism in Eukaryota, Metazoa, Chordata, Mammalia, Carnivora, Felidae.